ACCCUUGCAAAAGCCCUUGGCCUCUCUUUCUUCUGUGUCAGACAUGGCGCUCUAAUACAAAAACAAAACCCGAAAAUCUUUUCAAAAUAUGCUUCGCUGCGCUUAUCGUUACAGUCCUCGAUUCUACAGUAUUGGUUCUCUAAAUAUGGGUUCCAAAUUAUUCCCAAAACCCACUACAAUAACAGUACCUUCAAUUACUCCUUGUUUAAGCAGAAAAAAUCAAUUCCACACAUGUAAACGGAUUUUACCUGUAGUUUGUGCAAAACCCAUAUCAAAAUUCCGUCCUUAUCACCCUAAAACCAACGGCUUUGCUACUGCUACAGUUCCAGUUCCGGUUCCAGCUCCAGUUCCAGUGAAUGAAGAAGUGUUGGAGAAGGAGUAUAAGGAAAGAAUAGAGGACAAGUUGAAAGAGCUCGGUAUCGAAAUGGAUGAAUAUUCUACUGGCCAGCACAACAGCUUAUUCUGUCCAAUGUGCAAUGGUGGUGACUCAGAGGAGAAAUCACUGUCUCUUUUUAUCAACCCAGAUUGGUCUAAUGCAACCUGGAAUUGCUUUCGAGCUAAGUGUGGCUGGACAGGCGGAACAAGGCCCUUUGCAGGAAAAAGCUCUACAUUUGAGCACUCAGCCCAAUCUAAAAGAGUUAAGCAGAUUAGAAAAAUUACUGUACAGAGCCUUGGAUUGGAACCACUAUGUGGCGAGCUUCUUGGUUUUUUUGCUGAGCGGUUAAUAUCAGCAGAAACAUUGCAGAGAAAUCUUCUUAUGCAAAAAAACUAUGGCGACCAGAUUGUUAUAGCAUUUACAUAUUGGCGAAAUGGAGAACUCAUCAGCUGCAAGUAUCGAGAUAUCAACAAGAAUUUUUGGCAGGAAAGUGAUACAGAAAAGAUAUUUUAUGGGCUGGAUGAUAUCAAUGAUAUCAAGGAAGGUGAUGAUAUAAUUAUUGUUGAAGGUGAAAUGGACAAGCUUGCAAUGGAAGAAGCUGGGUUUCGUAAUUGUAUUAGUGUUCCUGAUGGUGCUCCUCCACAAGUUUCUGAAAAGGAAUUGCCAUCUCAUGAUAAGGACACAAAAUAUCAAUAUUUGUGGAAUUGCAGAGAAUAUUUUAAGAAGAACUGUCGCAUAAUACUUGCCACUGAUGGAGAUGCACCUGGUCAAGCUUUAGCUGAAGAGCUUGCACGUCGUGUUGGAAGAGAAAGAUGCUGGCGAAUCAAAUGGCCAAAGAAAAAUAAAGAUACAAAUUUCAAAGAUGCAAAUGAGGUGCUUAUGUAUUUGGGUCCUGCUGCACUUAGGGAAGUAAUUGCCAAUGCAGAGUUGUAUCCUAUCCGCGGAUUGUUUAACUUCAAGGAUUACUUCAAUGAAAUUGACGCAUUUUAUUAUCGAACUGCUGGUCUUGAAUGUGGUGCAUCAACAGGGUGGAGGUCUCUAGAUGGCUUAUAUAAUGUUUCACCAGGAGAGUUAACUAUAGUGACGGGGGUUCCCAAUUCUGGAAAGAGUGAGUGGAUUGAUGCUCUCUUAUGCAAUCUCAACAGAAAUGUUGGUUGGAAAUUUGCACUUUGCUCUAUGGAAAACAGUGUUCGGGAUCAUGCUAGAAAACUUUUGGAGAAACACAUAAAAAAGCCCUUUUUUGAUGCACAUUAUGCCUCCAAUAUCGAUGGAGAAAUUUUGCAACGAAUGAGUGCGGAGGAGUUUGAGGAAGGGAAAUUAUGGUUAGCUGAGACAUUUUACCUCAUAAGAUGUGAAGAUGAUAAACUUCCAAAUAUAGAUUGGGUUAUUGCUCUCGCAAAAGCAGCAGUUUUGAGGCAUGGAGUACGAGGACUUGUAAUUGAUCCUUACAAUGAGCUUGACCAUCAGCGUACUGUUAACAUGACCGAAACAGAGUAUGUAAGCCAGAUGCUUACAAUAAUUAAACGAUUUGCUCAACAUCACUCGUGUCAUGUUUGGUUUGUAGCACAUCCCAGACAGUUAUAUAACUGGGCCGGGGAUCCUCCUAAUCUGUAUGAUAUAAGUGGCAGUGCCCACUUUAUAAACAAGUGCGACAAUGGGAUUGUUGUUCAUCGUAACAGGGAUCCAGAGGCUGGACCUAUGGAUCAAGUACAGAUUUGCGUGCGGAAGGUGAGAAACAAGGCCAUUGGAACCAUAGGCGACGCCCACUUGUCCUAUAAUAGGGCAACUGGAGAAUACAACGAUCUUGAUACAUAGGAUGAACAUGUGAAGCAAGAAGAGUCGGAAUUAAAGGUUUUUAUCAAAAAGGUUUGUAUAUUUUAGGAGUGAUAGAUUAAUAUGAUAUUAUUAUUGUUUUGUAUAAUCUUUUGGGAAAGCUAGAUUAACAUGAUUAGGAAAACCGCCUUGAAACACAAAACUGAUACAGUUUCUGUAAACAAGUUCUUUGUUAUGCAUCAUUCUGCUGUAUGGGUUCAACGAGUAA
Molecule: messenger RNA, 2417 nt
Organism: Mercurialis annua (annual mercury)
Lineage: Eukaryota; Viridiplantae; Streptophyta; Magnoliopsida; Malpighiales; Euphorbiaceae
Product: twinkle homolog protein, chloroplastic/mitochondrial
Exons: 21
Coding region: 89-2191 (700 amino acids)
Biological process (GO): DNA replication
Molecular function (GO): 5'-3' DNA helicase activity; ATP binding; single-stranded DNA binding
Source: RefSeq, a predicted model, not a curated record